AGCAGUUCAGAAAAUUUGGAAAAUAAUGGAAACUCUGUCAUAAAACAUGAUGAUCGGCAAAAAAAUAUUCUAGUCAUUACUACGUCUCAGAAAAAUAAUAAUGAUGACAUUGAGUUCACUAAAAGUCAGGUUGUAGAGCAAGAAUUAACAAAGGAAUUGCUCAGCGGUAUCAUUUCUGCUCUAUCAAUCUCUUUUGAGGCUACGGAACAGAUAUCUUCG
Dentiscutata heterogama is the source of this 219-nucleotide messenger RNA. The record is from the annotation of a GenBank genome assembly. NCBI's taxonomy places the organism in Eukaryota, Fungi, Glomeromycota, Glomeromycetes, Diversisporales, Gigasporaceae.